Molecule: messenger RNA, 1647 nt
Organism: Candida tropicalis MYA-3404
Lineage: Eukaryota; Fungi; Ascomycota; Pichiomycetes; Serinales; Debaryomycetaceae
Exons: 1
Coding region: 1-1647 (548 amino acids)
Biological process (GO): SNARE complex assembly
Cellular component (GO): lytic vacuole; endosome
Molecular function (GO): SNARE binding
Source: RefSeq, a predicted model, not a curated record
AUGAACGGCAAGAGUUUCAAAAAAAUACCAAUUUCCCAUUAUAAAGACAAAUUGGCCAAUCUACAGUCUAUCAGGUUUUAUAAUUUGUCGUUAGAUAUUGAUGAUCUGGGAUUGCUUCAUAAACACUCCGAAGAAAUACAACAAACAGCUAAACGAUUAGGUCGCCGUAGAAGUACAAUCACAGUAGCAAAUGGUAUAGUUCCCAGUCUAGAGGUGGACGAUAGCAUAAAUCCACAGGAAUUAAUAAGAUUCAAUCUCACAUAUUUGGUCACAACAUUUAUGUCUAUUCAUUUAUCAAACGGUAAACUUCUAUACAUCAGUGAAGUCAUUGACAAUGAAAUGAAUCCCCAGUUUGAAGUUAACUUACCACAAAUGCCACCUAAUAUUCAUAAAUUUAUUGUUAAACUUUGGUGUAAGAAAGAAGGCAAUUGGAGAAUGCUAUGUCUAUACAAGUUAGAUCUAUUUCAAUCGAUUGCCAUUGGGAAUCAUCAUGGUGAUCUUGAUUUAUUUAAAAGAAAUUCGCUUUCAUUGCAGUUGAAUGACCAAUGGUUUAUUUAUAAAGACAUGCUAACUCAAAAUAUUGAUGGAUCAGAUGUUAAAGAACUGACACAGGCGAUACCGUCAUACUCGUUUGAUUCUAUACGACGUCUAAACUACUUAUCCAACACUUUACAGGAAUUGACAAUGUCCAAGCAUAAUUUAAUACAGCAAAUCAAGUGCAACAUUGGGAAUUUACAAAACUACAACAAUAUUAACAAUAUCAGCAUUGUCCUUGAUAGACUCCGCUCCCAGGUGGAUAAGUUAACCGACGAUGUUACCUCCAUGAAGGCUAGUAACGAGGAAUUAUCCAACAAGAUUUAUAACAGAAAACAGAAACUAAAGGAUAUGAAUGGGAUAAUUGAUCAUUUCAAUGAACAUUCCAAGGAGUUGAUUGAAAGCAAAUUGGAAUUGUACAAAUCGGAAAUACGAGGUGUUCAACUGUCAUAUACAGCAUUACAACCACAAUUAAAUAAACUUUUGAAGAAAUAUAUUCAGAUUGUCAAUUUUAUAUUCCCUAUAACCAACAUUGAUUCCACAAAUUUUUCAAUAUUGGGGUUCCAGUUCCCUCAAGACCAGCAGGAUCUCUUGUCCAUUUGCUAUUAUAAUGAUCCCAAAUUAAGUUUGAAGAAUCUGUACUAUGAGCCUCAAUUUGAGAACGAAUUUCAGUUCCAUGGAUUCAAGGUGAAUCAAAUCAAUGCAUGUUUAUCCUUGAUUGUUCAAUUAAUAUUAGUAAUCUCCGAGUUGACAAAUUCAAAAUUAAAAUACAAAAUGGUUCUUUCAGGAAAUCAGAGUUAUAUUCUUGAUGAAAUAUCCGAAGAGUAUCCAAUACCCAAGAAAAUUCCGCGCAAUUUGACAAAGCCAUACAAGUUCCCGCUAUUCUAUGACCCACGUAGCAAUGAAAAGGUACUAAAUGGUAACCAGUAUAUGGUUAUGAACCAGAAUUUUGAAUAUGGACUAAAAUUGAUGAAUAAGAACUUGAUGAUAUUGAUAGAUAACGUGCAAAACUUAAUCAUCGGAUCAGAAAACAUAGUCAGUGAUGUGCCACUAGAUUGUUUGGACAACUUUCUCUGGAAUCUAAAAUACUUAGAAUUAUUUAUGACUGCCUAG